This is a messenger RNA of Photinus pyralis (common eastern firefly), 909 nucleotides long. RefSeq lists its product as uncharacterized. The transcript is spliced from 4 exons. The coding region runs from base 83 to 778 and encodes 231 amino acids. NCBI's taxonomy places the organism in Eukaryota, Metazoa, Arthropoda, Insecta, Coleoptera, Lampyridae. The record is from RefSeq and is a predicted model, not a curated record.
UGUUGAUUUGACAACUAUUGACAGUUGUUUUUAUUAUUAGAAUACUUUUACAUAACUUUUUAGUUUCUAUCGAACUUCGAAAAUGACGACCUACAAGGAUAAAAUUAACGAUAAGUUUAACCAAUUCACGUCGAUUAUGGAAGCGAACACAAGGGGAGUGAAGAUCAGUUGUUACUCCAUUGCCUUGCUGGGUUUAACUGUAGCAGUACGACGUGUACGACCGUUUAGUAGGUUUAAAAGGCCAUCUGAUAUCCCAUCACACUUUAUUAAAGAAAGUAGAGAACUCACCGGCACAGUUGAAGGCGUAGACCCUACCAAAGGGUUGUUAUUAAUCAACCACAAGCCUCUCUUAGAAUUACCAUUUACGAGUCCAGGUGCACUACCAGUAAAAUUGUCGGGGGUUCACGUGAAGGGGCAUGGAAUUAGUUGGCUGCAAGCGAUCGUGCGUGGUUCUCAAGUCAAAUUCAUUCCAGUUCUCAAAGAGAAAGAUUGGGUUCAGUCAGAGGUCUCCCUUGACCAACUUGCUUAUGAUAAAAAGUGGAAAACUAUUAAUGUAGCAGAAUCACUAGUGGGCAUAGGCUUCGCAGAUAUGGAAACACCUGCCAUAGGUUCAAAAAGGUAUUGUCAGCAGUUGCACACUGCAGAAAUACAAGCUGAACGUAAAAGAUUAGGUUUAAGGUACUAUGUAAAACCUACCAGAGAGUUUGUAUUAAAGCUAGGUAGAACAAUGUAUCAUUUCUUUGCAAGUAGAACUGCCAAGGUUGUAGCGGUAAGAUAAGUUGAAGUUUUGUGCCAAUACAUGACUUAAUUUGUUUAAUUACAUGUGCUCACACUUAACUAAGUUAGUGCCUUACGUUUUUAAGCUAAUUUUGUUGUAGCUUUUCAUAAUAAAUAUAUUUUGCUAUGUUA